Messenger RNA from Zerene cesonia (dogface butterfly), 1073 nucleotides. RefSeq lists its product as uncharacterized. The coding region runs from base 230 to 691 and encodes 153 amino acids. The record is from RefSeq and is a predicted model, not a curated record. The transcript has 2 exons. NCBI's taxonomy places the organism in Eukaryota, Metazoa, Arthropoda, Insecta, Lepidoptera, Pieridae.
GCGUCGAGUGCGGGCUGCCAGUUCGCGCGCACCAGUGAUAGAGCGCAGUCAAUAGACCCGCGAUUAUCAAUCGAAUCACUAUUUUUGUUCUGUGUUCACUCGACGCGAAUGAUAAGCCGGCAAAGUACGUGUGCACCUGGCGCGCGCCACUAUUGAGACGGAACGCUAUAAGUGCUGUGACCAAUUUCCGAACGGAGUUUCCAAAUUUAAAUUUUUUAAAUCUAGACGAAUGACUGACAUUUCGCUAUCGUUGUUGGUGGACCGUGAGAAACAAGGGGGCGCCAUGGAAAGUUGUUACAAACUAUACACAUGGAUCAACCACACGCUUCUCAUGUUAUUGCUGCAGAUAUUUUGGAAAAUGAGCCAAAUAUCGGACUAUUUUAAACAAAAGUCAGUGGAGGAGAACAAAACUCGGACUUUCGUUUUCACACCCCUCACAAAGGAGUACAAGUACAGAAGGCACAUACGCUCCAUGUCAGAUGUACAGAGCAGUACUCCAUACAGACUACCGUUCAGGUCCAAGAAAAACUUCUCCCUCACUUACGACUCUGAUACGCGCACAAGAACUAUCAUGGCUUACAACAGACAAAAAAUCGAAUCGUCAGACUCUAGCGACUACUGCGAACAACCAAAAAGGAAGAGCAUAGAGUAUAACAUCGUGAAACACUCGGAUUCGAUGAGAAUUCUAUAAGAUCUGAUGCUUUGAAUGACUCGCCGGUCAGGCUAAUGCGCAACAUGGAUGUGAGCUAGUAUUUCUGAUACAGAAAAAUAGGUUAACUCUACGCACACAAACGGAAUCAAUUGGCUGAUGCAUAUCUUUGAGUUUAUUGACGAUGUAAGAAUGAAAUGGUGCCUGAUAUGUAUUCUAUUGCAUAGAAAUAAAUCUAUAGAUUUUACUUUAAAAACAACAGUAGUAAUCGACUUCAAGAAUAUUUGUAAGUUUACUGUUAGUCCAUUUUAGGCCUUAGCUUGCGUUUCUCAGAGGACACAAUUUUAGUUGAUGGAUGUCAAGGGGGGGUUAGAAGAAAGUAGAAGCUUAACUCUAAACACCACUCUUGUCCCAUAGCCGCCAU